CGGUGGUGGCGUUGAUGAGUGUGACACACGAGUACAGAUUAAAAAUGUAGCAUUCAAGUCACAAGCCCUCUUCUCCAUAAGUGCAAAAAAAAGCGCUUAACUUUAUGUAGGCAGCAGUCAAGACACACUUGCUAAAACUUAUUCAGCUUAUUUCAUAAAGCGACCUCAAUCGAGAAGGUGGUAUCGCUUGCUGCCACACAAGUUGCUCUCCGAGUCUCACAUUAACACACAUUUUGAGGCAAUAGUGAAGUGAUCCGUAAUUAUGACCGGUGUUAGGAAUAGUGCUACAACAGCGACGUCUCCAACGACAACAACUACUUCCAAUGUUGACUCGGAAGAUUUUAGUUUAGAUGCAAUUCUAGUUCGAAUUGGACAAUUCGGAAAGUUCCAAUUAAUCAAUUACCUCUUAAUAUGUAUUCCUAUGCUAUUCAAUGCAAUUUUUUCGGUAACAUACGUUUUUACCGCGAGUACAGUGGUUCAUAGAUGUCGUGUACCAGAAUGUGAUGGACCUGAAAGUUCCUAUUUAGAACCAUGGACAGACUUUUCAAUCCCUCUUAAGACAGGAGGUGAUUUGGAGAGUUGUAAUCGCUAUAUGGCCUACAAUCGCAGUCUUGCAGCUGAUUUCUGUCUAGCUGAGAAUUUCAAUCGAAGCCUUGAAGAGAAAUGUGGUACUGAUUUAAUAUUUCGUGAUAAAGAAUUGACCAUUUCGAAUGACUUUGGUAUUUAUUGCUCGGACGAAUGGAAACUAUCGAUGGUUGGAACGGUCAAUAAUAUUGGACAGUUUAUUGGAAUACCAUUGGGUGGAUUUUUUGCAGACAGAUAUGGCCGCCGAACUAUGCUGGCAGUGGGAGGUUUUCUAAGUGCUUUGAUGGGUAUACUACGAUCCUUUUCAACAAACUACUACAUGUUCCUGACAUUUGAGUUCCUCGAUAAUCUUUGUGGAAGCACCCUUUAUGCAACUGUCUUCAUUCUCGCGCUAGAAUUAGUUGGCCCAAAGGUACGAGUUCCCGCCUGUUCUCUUAUUACCAUAUUCUAUGCCAUUGGUGAAGUGUUACUUGCAGUUGUGGCUAAGUAUUUCCCCAAUUGGCGAACUAUCCUACAAAUACUUUACAUUCCGGCAUUGGGACACAUUGCUUUCCUAUGGAUUCUUCCAGAAAGUGUUCGAUGGUUGCUAUCGCAAGGUGAAGAAGAAAAAGCCAAAAAGGUUCUACAAAAAGUCGCGAAAGUUAACAAACGGAAGCUAUCUGAUCAUAGUAUAGAUAAACUUCUUUUGGAGAAUAAGUUCAAAUUAGCCCAAGCUGAUGAGGGAAGGUUUCCGAUUAAAGAAGCUUUUAAAACACUUUUCUGGAGGAUAACAAAUUGUGCUUUAUGUUGGUUCACACAUGUUUUGGUUUACUAUGGACUGAGUUUGAAUGCUGUAUCACUUGGCGGGAAUAAAUAUGAUAAUUUCAUUUAUAUAUCGCUGAUUGAGAUUCCAGGAUUUUUAAUACCAUUUUUAACAAUGGAUCGAUAUGGCAGGAGAUAUUCAUUAUUUGGAUAUUUAGUGAUAUGUGGAAUUUGUAUUGGAGCUACUAUAUUUAUUCCAAGUGGCAUGUAUGGUCUCAAUUUGACAUUGUUCCUUCUUGGAAAGUUGGCAAUUACUGCAUCAUUUCAAGUUUUAUACUUUUACACGUCGGAAAUAUUUCCCACAAAUGUUCGGAAUAGUUUACUGUCGUUUUGUUCGAUGUUUGGACGAAUUGGAUCAAUGGUGGCGCCACAAACACCACUUAUGGCAAAGUAUUAUGAACCAUCACCAGCGAUACUAUUCUCGGUAUGUGCUCUAGUAUCAGGUUUCAUGGCACUUAUGUUCCCUGAAACAACUGAUGUGAUAUUACCAACAACAAUGCUUGAAGCCGAAGGAAUUGGCCAAAAGAAAAAAGCUAAAGAAGCUGAAACAGGGAAUUUGUAGUUUUAAGAUUAGUUAUUUUUUCUCAUAUAAAUUAUAAUUGUUUAGUUACAAUAUCCUCAUAUAUAAAUCUAAUCAUCACAAUAAGAUUCUAAAAUAAGCUUAUUUAUAUGUUUUAAGUUUAGAUUUAAGGUAAAAAUUAUUUUAAAAUAGUGAUAGUAAAUUUAA
Molecule: messenger RNA, 2113 nt
Organism: Episyrphus balteatus (marmalade hoverfly)
Lineage: Eukaryota; Metazoa; Arthropoda; Insecta; Diptera; Syrphidae
Product: solute carrier family 22 member 3-like
Exons: 6
Coding region: 263-1948 (561 amino acids)
Biological process (GO): transmembrane transport
Cellular component (GO): membrane
Molecular function (GO): transmembrane transporter activity
Source: RefSeq, a predicted model, not a curated record